AUGUCUGCCCCUACGCUUCACGUUAUCUAUGCCGGUCGUGGCGAUGCUAUGAUCCUAGAACAUUCUGUCGGCAACCAGCGCAACUUUUUCCUCGUCGACGGUGGUCCAAGAAACUAUGAAUUUGGUGUCAAUACCGAAGCUCCAUAUCAUCGAUACCUUGCGUCCGCUUGCCGGGAAAUCAUGGGCGAUGGCAAAACCUUCGCUGGGGUUGUUUUCUCGCAUCCCGAUGAAGACCAUUUUGGCGGGUAUCUUCAGGCGUUGGAUGAGGGGCAAAUUCCAUUCACGGAUAAUGUCUUCAUACCAACUCCCAGUUCUGGGGCAGAGACGGCCAACGCGCGAAUACACGACCUCUGCAUCAAUAAGAACAUGGAUUCGGCAACUAUUCGUCCUCAAGAUCCGCUGGGAUCAUACUUAAUUCGUCCAAUCAAGGCUCUCUUCCCAGACAUGCCAAGAAUUCUCUGGUACUAUAGAACAGCAAAUCGGCUCAUCACAAACCAGAAGGAGUACAACGAGAAUCUGACGACAAACAAACGCAGCAUUCUGAUGUAUACCGCCGUAACUAACUCCAACAAUGAAAUGGGAAUAUUCUUUACGGGAGAUAGCCACGCCGACAUCAUCUCUCAUCACAUGUACCAACUGUUUCCGCACGAGGCGAAUCGCCGAUUUGCAAUCUACAAGAUCCAACACCACGGGAGCCGUGACGACAACAUGAAAGAUCUAUACAAGCCGUAUUUUUCAAAGGGUGCCAAGGCCGUGGGCUUUAUCUACUUUCUUUUGAAGGUACAAAAAGGGACUGCUCAUAUGCCUUUCAUACAAAAGAGCAAGACAAUGGCCAAGGCCGCGGCCAAACAUCUGUCCACCCGUUUAAAGAAAUUUACCAACAAGGAAUUUUCAGAUCUUGAGAAAAAGGUGAAGCGGAUUCAGGAAACGCAACUGAAGUAUUUGUACAGGCCAGCCGAAAAUAAAUCAGUCAUUGUUGAUGCGGAUGACGACCAACCUCCGUUUCUUCCUUAUAUAGAGAAGUAUUACGACGCACUCGACAAUGCAAUGAAGUCAACUGCGGGGUGGGACUAUUUCUUGACCAAGCGGGCUACUACGGAGUUCCUUACAUACAUUCAUGUCCGCAGGGCUUGCGACUUCUAUUCAUUCUUCUCAUCAGACGUGUAUGUGGUGAGCGCCAAUCGAAAGUAUUUUCACCCACGGUCUGAGACACUUGUUGGACUAGCUCUGGCAGUUCUUGAGAAUAACCGUACUGCCCGGCUGUAUGUCACCAAUGGGAAAAGCCUCGACAUGGAUGAGCUUGCCAGGGUUGCCAGCGUCAUGGGUCCAGCAUCAGUUUACGAUCUUUUUUGCUCAGGAAAUCUCAGGGUCUCAUAUCUGAGUCACAGUACCUACAUGUCUCUCAGUGGCGCGUCGCAAGGCAAGGAUAGCGCCAUGAUCGUGACUGAGCGUGACACGAACGAUGCCACACAGGAGAUUCAGUUCAACGACAACGAUGCCCAGCAAAGAACGGAUCUGCAUGUCCUACUGGAACAGACCGACCCUCAUCGCAUACUCGACACUCACGAGUACCAGCUCAAGGUUUUUGCCAACUUCUCUUGGUUUUACCUUUACCUACAACAUGAUGCGAAUGGCUUCAACUGGGCCAUCUCGGAUCCCAAUAGCCCAAAAUCCGUCUGGAUAGACGAAAGAGAUAUGAAAGUCGACAAUCAGUUCACAAUCAAUUGUCGAGCAGAAAAGUUUGGUCUCGCCUCCCGAUGGGUUACAGUCGAAUUCGUUGGUCAUGAUGCUGCGAAAGUGAACUUGUUUGGCAUCACGGAUAUCCUUUCCGGCAUGUCCUUCUUCAAGGGGGACAGCGGAUUGAUUCGAUUCGACAGAAGGCCUUCCUAUGCUUUCCUAGUAGGAGUGUCUUUCGUUCUGAAAACAAAUUUCAUGCAAUCAGGGACUUGGUCUGGGGAACCGAACCGAAGCUCGACAAGCUCCUUGCACCAGACCCAAAUACCUUACUCUCAACCCCAAUCCACUGAGCCAACGAUGGUUUCCAGCUCUGAUAUGCCUCUUCGACAGGCAUUUGAAGUUCUUGGUGACCCAAUGAAGGACGGCAACAACCCGGAUAUUAUCGAUACGCUGAGCAGACUGUUGCGAGACAAAGCUACCCUGAUAGCCAUAGUCAAGAGAAUUCCUGCAGUGCUUAUCAAGGCUGGAUUCACUAGCUUCAAAGCCGAUCUCGAUAAGUCCAGAGCCAUCGUCGACGCUCACCCACUUGAUGGAAAAGCUGUCGUCAGUGCCGUUCUGUAUCAACCAAUGGCCGGGAAUGGUGAACGAAAUUUCGUCGAUAUCAGCAUGGCUGGACUCGACUUCGAACUGAGAAACAUCACUAUCAAGAUUGACAAAUGCGGCUCUUCACAAGUUCAUCUCACUGUGGAAUCCGAGGCGGUCAUGAAGAGAACAGGCCUGGAGAUCAGGAUGGCUUGGAAGUCGCUAGAGAACGACACAAUCGUCUCUUUCAGUACGGGUCUUACAUCUAUCAAAGAUCUCGCCAUGGCUUUGGUCAAUGAUGAGGGAAAAGUAGAGAAGAUCUUACAGGGGAAUAUUCCGUUAAAGACCGAGCCCCUCCCUGGCGAUUCUGUUCCGUCCAUGGGGACUUUUCAGGGGCCUAUAGAAGAAAUCGGCUUCUCUGUCCGGCAGCCCAUUGACCAAACUGAUAUGUACGACCUAGCAGACAUCUGGGUUCGCACCGGGUUCCCAGACUGGAAGACCUUCUUACCAAUACCUGAAACGUCGAAGGAGAUCAAGGGGGACGUCAUUGUUCGGGUGCUGAAUCCCCUUCGCGUCGAAGCAUCAAGAAUUACAACGAGUGUGCACUUGGAUAUCCCUGUUCGAAGCGAGCCAGAAACGACAAUCUCAGCUCAGUUUGACGCCAUUCCCCUCACAGGACUGGGCGAUUACGACUAUCGGUUUCGGAUUACAUCUACUAGUCAUGGGGUAACCAUAACUGAUAUUGUCAAAGUUAUUGGCCUUACCAGCUUAUCCGACAAGAUCAGCAACAUACCCUUCUUGGGUAAUGCAUUCAACUCUGUGCAAGUCAGGCAGGCCGGUCUUUCUGUGGACAGGGUCAAGGGCAAGUGGGAAUUCCAAGAAUGGGACUUUGAGCUUUACGUACCAAUCCUUGAGCUUUUACCUGGCUCAUUGUCAUUGGUAGAUGUGGCUGUCAAAGUUGAAAACUUUGGAAAGCAAGAGAUCCAAGCGAAGGGAGAAGCCACCUUUCGAAGUACAGCACUGCAGAAGGAGAUUAAGGUCUCGGUUGGUCUUCCAACGGCACAAGACCUCGGCUUCAUUGUUAUAUCAUCUCCCGACUCCCUUACUUUGGCCCAUAUAUUCUCUAUUUUUGGACUCGGCGACUUGCCAAAAAUUCCAUUCCUGUCAGGUAAUACUGCCGUUGAGCUGUCAUACUGCGAUGCAAAGUUCAAAAAGCCUAAGGAUGGUCCCAUCACAAUGAUGGCCUCCACUGCCAAGUUUCGAGUCAAGGAGUUGGUGGUUGAACCUUUUAAAAUGCAAGAUAUCGCGGUCUCGGUAUCCUGGCAACGGGGCAAAGAGAGCAAUACCGAAUCAGCCGUUUCCUUUGAGCUUUCUGCUUUGCUGCUGAACAUCAACUCCGUGAUAACCGUCAAGUAUGACGGUGGAAAGAAGGAAAUGACAGCUUCCAUCACCCCUAUCACAGGAUCACCUAUGAAGGUGGCGGAUGUCUUGCAUUUUCUGAUUCGUGGCGUCGACAGUCCGCUUCACUCAGCAUUAGCCAGCCUAGAAAUCAAGAGUGUAGAAAUGUCUCUGGAUGUCAGCACAGGCUCCCCGUCAUCAUUCAAGCUAGAGAUGAAGAAUGGUGCGACUCUGAAACUUCCCUCAGCGACGGACACAGAUCCUUUUACUGUGGGCUCUAUCACAGUUGAGUAUAGCAAAGUCGCAAGCAAGCUUGAUGUGUUUGCAGGAUUCAUAAUUGAAGGUGUUCAAACGAACAUCAGCCUUGCAACAUCGACAAACCCAACGACCAAAGAUCGCUCUGUCGAAUUCGCAAUCACGUUGCAGAAAGGCCAGAGAGAACUCGGGCUCAUGGCUCUCCUCGCCGCAGUAGGAAUCAACGACGUUAAGAUACCGCGACCAGAAGGAUGCCCGGAGUUUACCAUUGCCGUGGCCGGCAUCAAAGGAAAGUUUGUUGAUAAGGAUAAAUUAGGCCUCAAGUUUGCUGAGCUGGGCGUGCAUGUCGAGAUGGCCAGUGUUACUCUGUCUGAUUGGGAUAUGUCUAUGGACUACAUCUACGUUGACGUUGACUAUAACAAGGCUCGAACUGAGAAGCCUUUCUCAGCCUUGGUUUCGAGCAAAUUCACAAUUGCGAAGUCUGCUGAGAUGACAAUAGAAUAUGUCGACGCAAAGGACGCUUUGGAGCUGGACGCCAAACUGCAACACAUCAAGGAGGACGAAGUGAAAGUCAAGCCCAUCUUGGAGUGGCUUGUUGGCGAAUCGAUCGAAGACGCUUUACCCACGUUCAUUUCGGAGGCAGUGAUUAAGCUCAAGAACUCACAGUUUGGAAUGUCUUUAAGUCGCCACAAAGGAGAGGGAAAUUCUGUCAUCACUGUCUCGUUGAGCUUCACUUUGGGGUCUGUUACUGUGCAACUUGCAAGAACUAGGACUCGACCAGAUGAUGCAAAGAAAGAGGACACACUGCCAUGGAAGACACUACUCAAACUUGCAGUCAAUACCCUUCCGCGACCACCGCCAUUACCACUUAUCGGUCAGAUGGAACAGCCAUUUUCUACUCAGAUAUAUUGGACCAACAGUGACAUCUUGCCCGAGGAGGUAGACAAGCUGAACAGUGUUGCCACUUUCAAAAAUCAGCAACUCCUCAGGUUGAAUCGUUCCGCCCCAGGCCCAGCUUUCAGCCAAGGAAUAUCAUUCAUGCUGCUCGAAAAUGGCGAGGUCAUUCUUGCUACAAAACCCAGGAAGAGCAAGAAGAAAGACGACCCUUCAGGCAAGAUGAUUGUGAUCUCGGAGGAGGAAGAGAACCCGGAAGCCCCGGAGAUGAAGAAAGUCAACAAGAGAGUCAACGGUGUCAACAUCACAAACAUUGGCCUCGAAUAUGAUGCCAAGCGACAAAGGAUCAAAGUCAAGUUCACGGCACGUAUGACUGUUGGGCCUUUCGAUGGGGAGUUGAUCAACUUCAGCAUGUCCGUCAAUCUACCGCGUGGAGAAAUGAUAGACCUAAGUAAUUGGGGAAAUCUCGACAUUGAUAUGGGUCUCGAUGGACUGUCUCUUGCGAUGACCGGGUCCAGCCUCAAUGUCGCUGGGACUUUGCACCGCAUCAAGGUCGAAGAAGAGGACAUCUCCGUUACAGGAUUCGAGGGCGGAGUCAGUGUCAAGCUCAAGAAGUACCAAUUUGUCGGGUUUGGCUCUUACAAGAACGUCAAGAGCCAACAGGAAGAGUUUGUCUCCCUCAUGGCCUACGCGAUGCUCAAUGGGCCCAUGGUCAAGACAGGCCUUGUCGAACUCUCUGGCAUCAGCGGGGGCUUUGGAUUCGGUUCGAAGCUCGAGAUACCAUCUAUCACUGACAUACACAAAUUUCCGUUGCUUGUGUCCCCCGACGUCGAUCCGAUGAUCAUGUUUGAGAGGCUUCGGGGGACAGGAGACAUAAAGUACAUGACCGAGACAAAUGGUGCAAACUGGGUUGCGGCUGGUGUCUCAGGCACGGCUUGUGAGCUCAUAGACGUCAGAGCUGUCUUGACUAUCCCGCUUGAUCCUAGCGCCGGUGAGAUGGCUAUCGUGGGUAUUGCAUCUGCUCAGUUCCCACGCGAUGCAAAGCCCGGUAAGGCACUUGCAGCCAUCAGGAUCAAUUUCCAAGGCAGUAUCGACAUAUCGCGCGGCUUCAUGCUUUUCGAGGGUAGGAUUGCUGAUGGCUCGUUCAUCUUGUUCGAUGACUGUGUCCUUUCAGGAGGGUUUGCUGUUGGGGCGUGGUUCGGUCCGAGUCCCCAGGCUGGAGAUUGGUGCAUCACUAUCGGAGGCUGGCACCCCAAAUUUCAAGCCCCAAGUCACUAUCCAUCUGCUCCUCCUCGAAUGAGACUCCAAUGGAGUUACGGAGACACCAAGUAUCUUACCCUCGACGGCCAGGCUUAUGCAGCUGUGACUCCCGACGCUAUCAUGGCCGGAUUAGCAGUGCAAGUCCAGUUCGAGAAGUGGUCGUGUGGCGCUAACUUCGACUUCCGUACCGACCUCAUACUCUGGCUGCAUCCCCUUCACUACGAUGUUUACUUCCAUGUAUCUGCGAGUCUGUGGUACGAAGUUGAUGCCUGGAUCGCACGCAAGAAGCUUCACAUCUCUAUGGGUGCCGACUUGUACAUCAGUGGACCGCCAUUUGCUGGUACAGUCGAAUUCGACGUAACUGUUAUGGUCAUCAAGGUCAAGUUUGGUGAUCAUAGAGUACAGGAUAAGGCGCUGGAGUUUAAUGAGUUCAUGUCCAUCGUACUCAAGAACGAUAAGUUUAGUCAUGUGUUUUCACUUGAAUCUGGGGGUAUAGUCCCCAGACAAGCUCCGACAGAGGCACAGACCCCAGACUCUACUUGGCUAGUUCGUGGAGGAUCGUUUGCGUUUAGUAUUGCCUCUCGGAUGCCUACGACCAGGAUAGAAUUUACUGGGGCAAAGGAUUAUGAGAAAAAGACUGGCGAGAAGAUUCUUGCACGACCUAUGCAACUUCCUGCAACUUCAGCUGGUUUCAAAGCCAAUAUCGAUGUCUCUGUGACUAAUAACAGCGGAUCCUUGGUGCACGGCUUCACCUUCGAGGUCAUUUACGAGCAGCUACCAAAAUCUCUCUGGGGCCCAUUCAACAGCAAUCCCAAUAACAUGCUGUAUGGAGCUUCCGAGAGCACAGUGACGCAUGCAACGGGACUGAGUAUCCAAGCUCCCAUGGCUCGAUGGUCGAGCGACAACCCUCGAGUCAUACAGUUCAGCAAAGUCGGGCGGUCGGAGCCUGUCCAUGCUUCCUUCAACAACGACCCAACUCGAGAUAAUGGCCUCGACGCAAAACCGAGAGCGAAUGAAGAGAAUCCGGAAGCAGAGUUCGAAAACGCUAGAGAGGCACUUAUGGGGAGCAAUAAACGAGUGGAAGAGCUAGAGGCUCUCAAGAAGCGAAAUGCUCGGAGGUCAUAUAUUGUUGAUCAAUGGAUGGGUAUUCGGAAGUUCAAGUCACCGGCCAGUCUCAGGAGUGACGUACCUUUGAGAUAUGCCAAAGACCUAGCUCACUUCUCACACGUUGCUCCAAGGGUUUCACUAGAAUAG
Fusarium tjaetaba is the source of this 7320-nucleotide messenger RNA. RefSeq lists its product as uncharacterized. Lineage: Eukaryota; Fungi; Ascomycota; Sordariomycetes; Hypocreales; Nectriaceae. The coding region runs from base 1 to 7320 and encodes 2439 amino acids. The record is from RefSeq and is a predicted model, not a curated record. The transcript has a single exon.